Messenger RNA from Grosmannia clavigera kw1407, 498 nucleotides. RefSeq lists its product as uncharacterized. The record is from RefSeq and is a predicted model, not a curated record. Lineage: Eukaryota; Fungi; Ascomycota; Sordariomycetes; Ophiostomatales; Ophiostomataceae. The transcript has a single exon. The coding region runs from base 1 to 498 and encodes 165 amino acids.
AUGAGGCAACUGAGGGAAGCUUGGGACAAUGGCUGGAGGACUAUGACAGCGGCGAUCCCUCCCGCGGGGGUUGCUGCCGAGCCACCCUGGGAUAUCCGAGGCUUGAUGAAUGAGCUGCGGCUGUUGGAGGCUGCUCUUCAGGAGGGCCGAGGGGCAACUCUUGGCUCGACGACUGAGUUGCAGCUGCUGGUGGCUGCUCUUCAGGAGAAUGGAGGGGCAACUCUUGGUUCGAUGGAUGGAUUGCAACUGCUGGCGAACGCUCUUCUGGAGAGUCGAGAGGCAACUUUUGGCUUGAUGAACGAGGUGCGGGACCUGGCGGCCAAAGUUCAGGAGCCUACCGAGGAGAUUCACGAACUAAUCAUUCGUUCUAACACCCGGCGCCCAGUGAAGUUGCUCAUCAAGAUCCAGAGAGACGACCGCCUCUCUCUUGUCAACUCGUUUGGCAGGACUCCUGCCGCAGCCCUGGCACGAGAAAGGAUACAGGCAAUAUCCAGUUAA